AUGUGUCAUAGCAGUUUGAUGCCCCGGUUCCAGGACAGUCCUUCCGGCGGGGCACUCGAAGCCGAACCAGAGCUAGAGCCAAAGCCAGAGCCAAAGGCAGAGCCAAAGGCAGAGCCAAAGCCACAGGCAGAGCCAAAGCCAGAGCCAAAGCCAGAACCAGAGCUAGAGCCAAAGCCAGAGCCAAAGCCAGAACCAAAGCCAGAGCCAAAGCCAGAGCCAAAUCCAGAGCCAAAUCCAGAGCCAAAGCCAGAGCCAAAGCCAGAGCCAAAGCCAGAGCCAAAGCCAGAGCCAAAGCCAGAGCCAAAGCCAGAGCCAAAGCCAGAGCCAAAGCCAGAGCCAAAGCCAGAGCCAAAGCCAGAGCCAAAGCCAGAGCCAAAGCCAGAGCCAAAGCCAGAGCCAAAGCCAGAGCCAAAGCCAGAGCCAAAGCCAGAGCCAAAGCCAGAGCCAAAGCCAGAGCCAAAGCCAGAGCCAAAGCCAGAGCCAAAGCCAGAGCCAAAGCCAGAGCCAAAGCCAGAGCCAAAGCCAGAGCCAAAGCCAGAGCCAAAGCCAGAGCCAAAGCCAGAGCCAAAGCCAGAGCCAAAGCCAGAGCCAAAGCCAGAGCCAAAGCCAGAGCCAAAGCCAGAGCCAAAGCCAGAGCCAAAGCCAGAGCCAAAGCCAGAGCCAAAGCCAGAGCCAAAGCCAGAGCCAAAGCCAGAGCCAAAGCCAGAGCCAAAGCCAGAGCCAAAGCCAGAGCCAAAGCCAGAGCCAAAGCCAGAGCCAAAGCCAGAGCCAAAGCCAGAGCCAAAGCCAGAGCCAAAGCCAGAGCCAAAGCCAGAGCCAAAGCCAGAGCCAAAGCCAGAGCCAAAGCCAGAGCCAAAGCCAGAGCCAAAGCCAGAGCCAAAGCCAGAGCCAAAGCCAGAGCCAAAGCCAGAGCCAAAGCCAGAGCCAAAGCCAGAGCCAAAGCCAGAGCCAAAGCCAGAGCCAAAGCCAGAGCCAAAGCCAGAGUCAAAGUCGGAGCCGAAGUCAGAGCCAAACAAGGAGCCAAAGCAAGAACCAAAGUCAGAGCCAAAGCCAGAGCCAAAUCCAGAGCCAAAGCCAGAGCCCAAGUCAGAGCCAAAGCCAGAGCCAAAACCAGAGCCAUAGCCAGAGCAAAAGCCAGAGCCAAAGUCAGAGCCAAAGCCAGAGCCAAAUCCAGAGCCAGAGCUAGAGCCAAAGCCAGAGCCAGAGUCAAAGCCAAAACCAGAGCCAAAGCCAGAGCAAAAGCCAGAGCCAAAGUCAGAGCCAAAGCCAGAGCCAAAGCUUGGGCGACGUCAAGCCUGCGAGUCGCAACCGCCCAUCCAUGAGGUGGACUGGACGGACACACAGCGCAUAGCGCAGUCAGGUGCCAGACGAAUAGGUACCAAGAAGACGUUCAACGCACCACCUCCCGGUUCAGUAAGAAAACGUCGCAUGUCUCUGCGACUCGGUAUGUGA
Messenger RNA from Aedes albopictus (Asian tiger mosquito), 1452 nucleotides. RefSeq lists its product as uncharacterized. Lineage: Eukaryota; Metazoa; Arthropoda; Insecta; Diptera; Culicidae. The record is from RefSeq and is a predicted model, not a curated record. The transcript is spliced from 3 exons.